AUGCUUUCCAAAAAGAGCAGGUCUGGACCACACUUAUUGUUCGCUGUAUUACAAAGACCCAACCUUAAGAUGGGAGAGAUUCGACCCAUCUCAUCCAACAUGAGUGACAGUGGCAAGGAAAACUUCCUUUUAACAGGCAGAAACCUUGGGAAGCACCAGACUCAUGUUAGACAGCCACCAAGCCACUGCUGGGUUGGGGAGGAAUACAGAGAGAUAGGGGUAGAGAGAGAGAGAGAGAGAGAGAGGAGUGGAGAGAGGGCAGGGGGAGAGAAAGAGAACAAGGGAGAAGGAAGGAGAGAGAGAACGAGUAAGGGAGAGGGAGAGAGAGAGAUAAGAGGACGAGGGUGA
Molecule: messenger RNA, 348 nt
Organism: Xyrichtys novacula (pearly razorfish)
Lineage: Eukaryota; Metazoa; Chordata; Actinopteri; Labriformes; Labridae
Source: the annotation of a GenBank genome assembly